Molecule: messenger RNA, 642 nt
Organism: Triticum dicoccoides
Lineage: Eukaryota; Viridiplantae; Streptophyta; Magnoliopsida; Poales; Poaceae
Exons: 1
Coding region: 9-506 (165 amino acids)
Source: RefSeq, a predicted model, not a curated record
GAGCGACGAUGCGGCGCGAGGGACGGCAGCGAGGGUGGGUGCGUGUGUACGACCGCGCCGUGGUGGACCCGGAGGGCAAGCGCCGCGCCGUGCACGUCGUGGACGGCCCGGUGGUGGCCAACGGCGGCUUCAUCCGGGCGCCGCGGAAGCCGACCAACCAGUCCAAGUCUGGCGGCCUCCGCGCCCUUCCCCGAGACGCACUCGUUCAAGACGAGGAGCCGCAACUCCAUCCGCCACUGGGCGACCGGCAUUCUGGGUACUACUACACAACGACGUGCCAGUCACCGUUCAGAUUCGAGGCCGCGCCGUAUGGAUGGAGGUACGACGCCUUCGCACCCGAGGAAGUGCAAGCUCCUCGCCCGCCGCCGGCAGCGGCGCGUUCUGGGGGGAGAUCGGCGUGCAAGGGGAGCCGCAAGUUCAAGCACAGCGAGAUCAAGAUGUACUACGUGGACGCGGCCGAUGACGUCGAUGGGCGCCUCGAUUAUCUCUAUGACUUUGAUUCAUGAUUCCCCCCUUUGUUUUCCAAAGUUCAGCAAGAUGAGUUGUAAACUACUGUAGAUCCGAUGGAUGUGUGUAUCUUUGUCCCUUCCGUUAUCAAUGCAGGUGCUUGCUCUAAUGAAGAUCAUGUUGUUAUUCUACUCC